AUCAGAAUAACGCUUGGCUCAUUGUUCUUUUAACAGAAAGUAGCAGCAGAUUAUAUUUUACAAAAUUAUUGCUUCUUCUAUUUGUCAAGUGUUUAUGAUAGGCUGGGUACUGUGGGAAUCAUUUGCAAUCUAUUAGCUCAUCUAACCCCUAGCUCCAGCUUGUGAGUUGGGACUAUAGUUACUCACACGUUGCAGGUGAAUAUCCUGAGAUUUGUUGGGAUAAAGAACUUUCCUGAGGUCACAAUGGUAACAAGAGGCAGAACUGAGAUUUAAACUCAGGCCUGUGGGGGGCACAAAAGCCUGGCUUCUUAACCACAGUGCUUUACAUUGAUUUGAUGCUGGGGGCUCCUCAUCUCUCACCGUGUCUCCUGCCCCUGUUGCAGAUAGGCAGCAGGCUGCACUGGGGAAUUAGUCCCUAUACAAAGCCCGUUCGCAGGAACCAUCCACACAGUGCUAUGCUGUUCAGUUAUCCUGACCCUUUACCAACUUUAGAGUUCCCCCAAAAUGGCAUCUUUGCAAGGCCUCCAUCAGCAGCUGUCCUUCUGCUAUAAAUCAGGCAGUUUGCCGAUCCCAUGCCUGUUCACAAGCUGGCCUACUGAACACAGUUGGCAAAGCAACUGCCUUGCAUACUGGGGCUUGGCUUAGACACAGGAAAGCUUUGGUCUCCUUGUGGCACUGUUGAAUUCUUCAGCACCUGGGUCAGCAAAGACCAAGACAAGAGGCAGCUCUGACUCCUCCUUCCCGAAGGUCUUAUCUGUAGAUCUAAGGACAGAGCAGGUGGCACAGUGGGGUGAGCUGGGAGGUGAUGGUGUUUGACCACAUGGUCUCUGCUCAGACCCACUGACUCUGGAAGACUAAAGCUAGGCUCUUCAUAGUCCUAAGAGUCUCAGUAUCCGAGGGUCUAGAGAAAAUUAUACAAGUAGGUGAGGGUCAUUCCUUCCCUCUCUUUCUCACCAUUAACCUAGUUCUGCCUUCCCACAUUCAUCUAACUCAUUCUUUUAUAGAUCCACUUGUCUUCCCUUUGUCCUUCUGUUCAUCCCUGUAUUCAUCCAUCUCUCCAUCCACCCAGUCAUCUUCCCAUCCCUCAACCAAUUAUAGCCUAGUUCCUUCUUUCUACCAUUCAGGUUCUUUUAUGGAUCUGUUCGCUACUCACCCAUCCAUUUCUCCUAGCAACUGUCUGUCCAUCCAACUAUUAUUUGCAGAAUCAGAAACUGAGACUCAUAGAAGGAGUAAGAUACCACCCAUAUCUUUGAGGAACUCAUAGUCUGGCAGGUGGGAAAAAAAUCACAUGAACACAAAAUACACUAUUAUCUACACACACAAUUUGUGAUGGACACCCAGAGAACAGUGACUCGUGUCUGUUGAGAGAGUGGGAAGGUUUCACAAAGGAGUUAACUGAAAGAAGGUCUUGAACGAUAAUUAGGAGUUUGCCAAGUGAGGGGAGGGGUGAAACACAGGGUUAGGAAAGGAAGAGAGGAAUUCCAGGAAGAGCAAACAUCAGUGAAUUUGGGCCAAGCACACUUUGAGUCCAGGUGAGGUCAAUUUCACUGUGGGGUCUGUGCAUACCGCAAAGACCUGAAGGUGGGCCUAGACGUGACCUGGGGAUCAGAUGAUAAAAGGCCUUGUGUCUAGACAAAGGGAGGCCAGGGAACCCACUAAAGCAGGGACAGACAUAGUGCUUUACAUUUAUGGGCUCACUCCAACAGUGAAAGAGAGGGCAGAGUGGGGAACAGAGGCUGCAGGCUGGCAGAACAGCCAGGAGUCCGUGUGCAGCAAGCAGACAGCAGUAAUGAGGGUGUGCCCAGCCAGGGGACGGGCAGGUGCUAUGAGGAUAGUCAAGGUGGCUUUGGGACACAUGAGGUGAAGAGAAUCAGUAGCUGGGAAAUAGACAAGAGUCUUUGAUCUGGGUUUUGGUUGCAUAGGGAUAUUCUGUUUGUGAAAACUCAGUGCGGUAUAUAUUCAUGGUAUGUGUGCUAUUGUGUAUGUAUGUUAUAUUUUAAUUAAAACAAUAAAAGUAGAAUAGGAAACAUCAGGAGACAUAUUAAAGUUUCUCAUCUGGGUCUCAUCCAGGACACGGAAGUGGGCUGACUGAUUUUUUCUUGUAAAUUGAGAGCUCUCCCCUAGUUUGGAAGGAGGAAGAGGAGGAAGAAGCUUUAACUUUUGAGCCAGGCCUUGCAAAAUGGGUGAACCUGGCUUAUACUUCUUAUAGUUACUGCCACAUAUUAAGCUCCUGUAUUUUGUGGAUUCUAAGGCACGCUUUUUUAAAAUAACAUUUUAAUGUCUCUGAAACCAGGAUGCAUUUUACAAAAAGUGAUGUCAUAGAUAAUUUAAUUAAUUGGUAGUGUUUUCUGUUUCUUAGAAGUGUUUAAAAUUGCGGUGUCAUUAUGAUCCAUGGAGACGUCCAUUCAAGAGCCAUGAUAUCAUGUGCCAGGCUCUCUGCUAAGUUCUGCACACACAUUUCUCACUGGGUCUCACACUAGCCUGCGAGUCAUCAGCUGUCGUUAGCCCUGUGUCAUAGAUGAGGAGGCCAGGCAUGAUGUAGAGUGUAUCUGAAAGCUGCUGUCAGGAGGACACUGUAGGAGAAUAUUGGCAUCCCUGGGCCCAAAGGGAAAGACACCUGUGGAAAGAGGUGAGCAUCUCCCAGACAGCCUCAAGCUUCAGGUGAGCUGAGCUUCUAACACUGCUACAAAGCAACUGGAACCCCUUGAAUUUGAUUUCUGGAGACGCAGGCAUAAUCCUUUUGCAGACGUCUCAACGCUGGCUCUCCAGGUGGAACAUCAUGGAAGGCGACUGUCUGAGCUGCAUGAAGUAUCUGAUGUUUGUUUUCAAUUUCUUCAUAUUUCUGGGCGGGGCCUGCCUGCUGGCGAUCGGCAUCUGGGUCAUGGUGGACCCCACCGGCUUCCGGGAGAUCGUGGCUGCCAACCCCCUGCUCCUCACGGGCGCCUACAUCCUCCUGGCCAUGGGGGGCCUGCUCUUUCUGCUCGGCUUCCUGGGCUGCUGCGGGGCCGUCCGUGAGAACAAGUGUCUGCUGCUAUUUGUGAGUACCCCAGUCACCACCCCACCCAUGGGUGCAAUGCGGGGUGUCGGGGAUCGGCUGCAGACUCCCAGGCCCUGGCUGGCUUCCAUUCAGACCAGUGCUUCCCAAACUGGGGGCUGUCAAAGCAGAAGGGAUCAUGGAGACGACCUGACCCUACUCAUUCCGGAGUCAGUGGUCCUGAAGCCCAUCAUUGUGCUGGUGGGGACUGUUUCCAUCUGGGUAUAUCCUGUUUGCCCCAUGGGGCUCCAGGACGGGCUUUUGGGGGCCUUCCCCGCUCAGCUUCUGGUCAACUUCCAGGCAGAGCUCUGGGGCCACCUGCCAGGAACCCUAUCCACAUGCUGGACUCUGGCAGCAGGACUCUCCCCACUGGCCACAGCCUCACCUCCUGUCCCUCCCUCCCAGGGCUGUUAUACGGUGAUCCUCAACACCUUCGAAACGUACGUCUACCUGGCCGGAGCGCUUGCCAUCGGGGUACUGGCCAUCGAGCUUUUUGCCAUGAUCUUCGCCAUGUGCCUCUUCCGGGGCAUCCAGUAGAGGGUGUGGCCUGAAGCUUGAAGACUCACCCUGCCCACCACUGCCCAGCACCCGAUGCCCUCCCCUGCCCCUCUCUGCUGUCUUCUUGGCCCCAGAGGAGAAGAUGAGGCCAUCAUAGAUGGUCAGGAGAAGGGGCCAGGGGAAUAAAGCUAUUUUUUUAACAAAACAAAAUGAAUACAAAAAUAUGGACUGAGGUAUCCUCACCUGGAGUCGGGGCAGAUGCUGUGGACUCUCCGCAGAGACCCCAGCGCCUGGCCCAGGAUGGAGGCUGCUCUAGAGACCAAAGGAACACCAGGCCCCGUGCCCUCCUUGGUCCAGCCGGACCCUGGCCCCUCCCUCCUCACUGCUCCAGGACCUGAUGCCAAGGAAGUGAGGAUUUAGGCAACAAGGAAGGAGGCAAAAGCCAAUCUCCGAGAGGUCAUCAAAGCCCAGGGGGCCCCACGGAGACUCAGCUGCCAUGGAUUGUCCCCGCUUCAGGUCAAGGCCAAGAGUAAGCUGCUGACACAACAUUCAAGAAUGGCCCAGCUGGCAGGAUGUCUGCUUUCCCCUCUGUUGGACUAAAAAAUCUCAAAGGCCCAGAGAGGGGCAGUGACCCAUCCACAGACACAGCACAGGCGUGUGACGGUUCUGAAAAGCAGCUGAGAUGUCUCCAGGCUGCUGUCACGGCAUCCAGGACUGUCAGUUCUGCUGUACACAUGCAUGCCUGGCCUCAGCAUCCCGGUUCCCCCAGACAAGAGAGGGCAAGCUGGCCAGAACUGCCUCCUCCCUUCUCUACAGCUAAGAAAACUCCGCUCCUUGACGUCCCACUGCACCCUGCCUCCCACCUCCCCACAGCUCUAAAUCCCCAGGAACACACACAAGGGUGCACAUCACACCCCCUUGUCCACACUGCCCACCUCUCCCCACAGGGAAGGCCACCCCCUUCCCUGCCCUUCCCCAACUCCCCAGCUCCCAGAGUGGAAGAAAUUCCCAAGGCCAUCUGGGUCUCCCUCUCCCCAUCCAGAAAUGAGGCUUGGAGAUCCUUCUUCAAGGUCCUGGCCAAGACUUCUUCACCCCCUCGCAUACCUCUAGGACAGAGCUUCCUACCUCCCAAGGCAGCCUCCUGCCUUUGGACUACUCUGACUUGAGCAUCAACUUAAUAUACAGAAGAGAUUUCUGUUUUUGUGUGCUCCAUCCACGGCAUCCCACUUGCCUGCUCUCCUUCCUGGAGUGUUAAGGUCACACGUUGACUCCCCUGAGCCCUCUUCUCUCCAGGCUAAAGGCAUCGAGGCCAUUUCUGCUGCAACAGGCUUCCUGUCUCCUCACUGUCCACACAAUUCUUAGUAUUCCCUCCAGGCCUGGGCAGGGAGGCUCACAGAUGCACACCCACAAGUAUUCAGGCCUCAAAUUCUAGACAAGUGUUGGCACCUGGAUUGCAAGAUGCCCCUAUCCUGAUAGAUCAGGGGUGGCUGCUGGAGGCUGUCCUGGUAUCCGAGGCUUGGUCUGGGCUCAGUGGGAGACCGUGGUACAAUCCUGAUGAGUGAUAUCUGCCAGGCACGGCAAGUUUGAUUAGUGAUGUCUGCCACGGGCAGGGAUAGAAGGAGCAGUGUGAGGUCUGCUCUCUUCUCUCCCCUCUGUCCCUCUUCAGGAAGAGCUCAUUCUGUCUCACAAGCCACCAGCACCCUGUACCAGUUUCCAGCCUCCCCUUGGGCUUUCCAGCCACCAGGGACACACGGAGCCACAGCCUAGAGUCCAGUGUUCCCCAGCCUGUACCACCUGGCCCCUUUUGAGAUGCAGCCAGAAGCUCUGUGCCUGCUGCAGAUUCAGGCGGACCGUCCUCCCAUCUCCUCCUGCUAUGCCCACCAG
Molecule: messenger RNA, 5416 nt
Organism: Sapajus apella (tufted capuchin)
Lineage: Eukaryota; Metazoa; Chordata; Mammalia; Primates; Cebidae
Gene: TSPAN18
Product: tetraspanin 18
Exons: 8
Coding region: 2780-3571 (263 amino acids)
Cellular component (GO): membrane
Source: RefSeq, a predicted model, not a curated record